This is a messenger RNA of Hemisphaericaspora subhashii, 1650 nucleotides long. It is a transcript of the gene CCT8, whose product is annotated as chaperonin-containing T-complex subunit. Gene Ontology annotation, cellular component: chaperonin-containing T-complex. Gene Ontology annotation, molecular function: ATP binding; ATP hydrolysis activity; ATP-dependent protein folding chaperone. The coding region runs from base 1 to 1650 and encodes 549 amino acids. The record is from RefSeq and is a predicted model, not a curated record. NCBI's taxonomy places the organism in Eukaryota, Fungi, Ascomycota, Pichiomycetes, Serinales, Debaryomycetaceae. The transcript has a single exon. Gene Ontology annotation, biological process: protein folding.
AUGUCCCUUAAACUCCCUCAAGCCCCAAAUUCAGGGUUAUUCAAACAAGGAUAUCAAUCCUUCUCAAAUGCGGACGGAGCAAUUGUUAGAAACAUUGAAGCUGUUCGUGAAAUUUCUUCAAUUUUAUUGACUUCAAUGGGUCCAAGUGGAAGAAACAAGAUCAUUGUUAACAAGUUGGGUAAAAAGUUCAUAACUAAUGAUGCAGCUACAAUGCUUAACGAAUUAGAAAUUGUUCAUCCAGUAGUAAAGAUCUUGAUUAUGGCUUCUAAACAACAAGAAUUUGAAAUGGGUGAUAAUACCAACUUGGUCAUUAUCUUAGCUGGUGAAUUCCUUAAUGUUGCUGAAAAAUUAUUAGUGCUUGGAUUAAAUGUCACAGAAAUCAUUCAAGGGUUUAAUUUAGCUAAUAAAUUUGUUAUGGAAACAUUAGAAAAACUCGUUGUGGAUAAAGUUGAUUCAGUAUUAGAUAUAGAUCAAUUAAUAAAAGCAGUCAAACCAGUUAUAGCUGCCAAACAAUAUGGUUAUGAAGAUUUAAUCUCCAAGUUAGUUGUUCAAGCCGUCAAAUCAAUCAUUAAUCCAAAGAAUCCAAAGUCCUUCAAUAUUGAUAACAUAAGAGUCGUCAAGAUUAUGGGAUCCUCUUUAUCUCAAUCACAAGUUAUUAAAGGUAUGGUUUUCCCAAGAGAACCUGAAGGUUCAGUUAAAAAUAUUACUUCUAAAUCUAAAGUUGUUGUAUUCACAUGUCCAAUUGAUAUUUCCACAACCGAAACUAAGGGAACUGUGUUGUUGCAUAAUGCCCAAGAAAUGCUUGACUUUACAAAAGGCGAAGAACAACAAUUGGAUCAAGCUUGUAAAGAAAUCAGUGAUUCCGGCGUAAGAGUAGUCAUUGCUGGUUCAAAUGUCGGUGAAUUAUCUUUACAUUAUUUUAACAAAUACGGAAUCUUGGUGUUAAGAGUUCCAUCUAAAUUUGAUUUAAGAAGACUUUGUCAAGUUUGUGGUGCUACUCCAUUACCAAGAUUAGGUGCACCUAUGCCUGAUGAAAUGGGUGAAAUUGAUAUCAUUGAAACAAAAGAAAUUGGUGGUGAUAGAGUUACUAUUUUUAGACAAGACGAAUCCAUAUCAAGAACAGCAACUAUUGUUAUUAGAGGUGCUACUCAAAACAAUUUAGAUGAUAUUGAACGAGCCAUUGAUGAUGGUGUCAACUCCAUUAAGGGAUUAUUAAAGGAUGAUAGAUUGUUACCAGGAGCUGGUGCAGUGGAAAUUGAAUUAAUGAAGAGAAUAACUGCUUAUGGAGAAAGUACUCCAGGUUUAUUGCAAUUAGCAAUUAAGAACUUUGCUAAGGCAUUUGAAGUAAUUCCAAGAGUAUUAGCUGAAACCUCAGGGUUUGAUUCUACUGAAAUGUUGAGUAAUCUCCAUGCUGCUCAUGCGAAUGAUGAUGGUUUAUCAAUGGGUAUUGAUAUUGACUCGGGUGAUUUAAUAGAUGUUACCAACAAUGGUAUAUAUGACGUGUUGUCUACUAAAAAAUCUGCUAUUGCUUUAGCUGUUGAAGCCACAAACACAAUUUUAUCAAUUGAUCAAAUUAUUAUGGCCAAGAGAGCUGGUGGUCCAGUUAUGCCAAAACAACAAAGACCAGGUAAUUGGGAUCAAGAUGAUUAA